Messenger RNA from Emiliania huxleyi CCMP1516, 1182 nucleotides. RefSeq names its product aarF domain-containing protein. NCBI's taxonomy places the organism in Eukaryota, Haptophyta, Isochrysidales, Noelaerhabdaceae. The record is from RefSeq and is a predicted model, not a curated record. The transcript is spliced from 6 exons. The annotation marks the transcript as partial.
CGCGAGCGGCAGCUCUCGCUGCUCGUGUCGGCGCUCGCCCGCUGCGGCCCGGUCGGCAUCAAGUGGGGCCAGUGGGCCUCCACCCGGUACGACCUGUUUGAGGAGGACUUUUGCGAGGCGCUCGGCACGCUCACCAACGCAGCGCCCGCCCACGGCUACGCGCACUCGCGCGCCGCCAUCGAGGCCGCCUUCGGGCAGCCGCUCGGGUCGCUAUUCGACUCCUUUGACGAGAAGCCCGUCGCGUCGGGCUCCAUCGGCCAGGCACGGCACGGCACGUUCAGAGACGCGUCCAGAGAGCGUGCAGAGACACGCGGCGACGUGGUGGCAGUCAAGGUGCAGCGCCCGAACCUCGGCAAACCUCGGCGAACCUCGGGGAACCUCGGCGAACCUCGGCGAACCUCGGCGAACCUCGGGUGGGUGUCCGUCGCCAGGUGCAGCACCCGAACCUGGCGGAGCGCCUCUCGCUCGACAUCGGUGUGGGAACAGGCCGAGAACUUGGAGCGCUUCGCGGCCAACUUUUCGUCUGCCUUUUGGCGCGCGCUCGUCUCCUUCCCGCGCCCGAUCGCCGGGCUCGUCUCGCGCGAGGUGCUCGCUGCUCCUCGGCUGCACCUCGGCCGCACCUCGGCCGUUGCCGUACCGUUGCCGUACCUCGGCCGUACUCGGCUGUGCGGCACGCAGGCCUACUUCAAGAUGCUCAUCUGGGACAACUACAUCCACGCAGACCUCCACCCGGGGAACCUCGGCCUGCUCGCUCGCGUGCAGCGCUACCUCCUCCUCGGAGACUUCACGCCGACCGCGCCGCACAUCGUCUUCCUCGACGCCGGCCUCGCUGCCUCGUUCGACGAUCGCAUCUUCGGCACGGCGCAGUCCUUCUUCGACGCCGUCACGCGCACCGACGGGCCCGCCAUCGGCAAAGCCAUCCUCGGCCUCGCGCCGACGCAGCCGUACGGCGGCCGCGAGGCCUUCAUCUCUGAGGUUGCGGCAAAGUGCACGGCGCAGAAGGAGGAGAUGGACCGCGGGGAGGGGCGGCCGGGCGACAACAUCCGCGCCUACAUGGACUCGGUCCGCUCGCACCGCGUCGUGCUCGACCCGACGGUGAUGGUCGCGCUGAUGUCGAUGCUCGUGCUCGAGGGGUGGCAGUACCGGCUCGACCCGGCCGUCUCCAUCUUCCACUGCCUCGAG